Molecule: messenger RNA, 1131 nt
Organism: Paramecium primaurelia
Lineage: Eukaryota; Ciliophora; Oligohymenophorea; Peniculida; Parameciidae
Source: the annotation of a GenBank genome assembly
AUGCAAGGCCAUGAAGAUAUUACAAAAGUAUAUACAAUAGAGAAGACUUUAGGAGAGUAAACAAUAGUCUUUAAUAAAUUAGAGGUGCUUUUGGAGUUGUGAAGAGAGCAAAAAAGAAGUCAAAUGGAGAAAUGUAUGCUGUCAAAAUCAUCAAUAAGUAAUUUUUUAAGUGAUUAUAAAUUAGAGACAAUUUAUCAAAUGAAGACUUACAAGCCUUACAAACUGAAGUUGAAAUUCUGACCUAAGUAUAAUAUUUUAUUUACUUUUAGAUUGAUCACCCAAAUGUAGUGAAACUCUAUGAAAUAUAUGAAGAUGAUACCAAUUUUUAUAUGGUAUUAGAGUUGAUGACUGGAGGUGAAGUAAUAAUUUAUAUUAAAACUUCAAGCUUUUUGAAAGAAUAGUUGAAAAAGAUCAUUUUAGUGAAAAAGAGGCUGCUGCUACAUUGAGACCAAUUAUAGAUGCUCUUACAUAUUGUCAUAAAAUGGGAAUUGUACAUAGAGAUCUUAAACCUGAAAAUUUACUAUAUUCAAGCAAAGAACCUGGAGCAUUAUUAAAAGUAAGUGAUUUUGGAUUGGCUCGUUUUGUUACAAAUGAUGAGGUUAUGAUGACUUAAUGUGGUACUCCUGGUUAUGUAGCACCUGAAAUUCUUUCUGGUCAUGGAUAUUCAGAAGCAAUUGACUUUUGGUCUGUUGGUGUUAUACUUUAUAUUAUGUAGAUAUAUAAUUUAACAUAUAGGUUAUGUGGAUUUCCACCUUUUUAUGAUGAUGAUAAUGAUAAAUUAUUUAAAAUCAUUAAAACCGGGUAGUUCUCCUUUCCAUCACCAUAUUGGGAUAGUAUUAGCAAUGAAGGUAAGAAUAAUUAUGGAAUAUAAUUAAAGCUAAGGAUCUAAUUAAAGGUCUUUUAACAGUUGAUCCAACAAAGAGAUUUGGAACAGAAAAAAUAAUGAAACAUCCUUGGUUAGUGAACAAUACAGCAAAAUCAAUUCCAAACAUUUAAAAUAAGAUGAAAGAAUUUUAUGGUAGUGCAACUAUGAAAGUAUUAUUUAAUCUAAUAAUUUCAAUUAGAAAAUGGGUAACUUUGUUAAGUUAGCAUAAAGAUGGGGUAAAUUAUCAUAGAUAAAAAAGAAAUGAU